AUGCCAAACAUGUUGGCAGAAGCCAAGAGCGUCGGCAAGUCGCAAGAGCAAGCAGAUGAUGGAGAGAGCUACAAAUUAGGGAGAGGUUCUAUGCGAGGCGGGGGAAACGACGCAAAGGGCGAUCUUGGUGGGAGCGUGCCGUGGGGUGCCGACUCUAAAGAAUGUCAGCAGCAAGGAGAAAACCGAGGGAAAAUGCUGAGCAGUCUUGCCAAACAAGCAAGCCCACGACCAAGUGAGAUGCAGGCAUUCUCCAGCCUUCCGAGCCCGUCAGCAGACUCAGGAAAACUUGCGCCUCUGGACAUGGGACAAAGAAGUCCCCGCUCACAUCGCGCAUCGAGGUCGAGACAGCGAUCGAGCAGCCCCAAAGAGCACCAAAACGCGUCCUCGGAGGAUGAAUCUCCCCUCCCCGGUUUGUCGCUCUCUCCGAGAAGUGGCGCGCACUCCGCCCGUCGGGUCCGAAGCCUUCCCCCGACUCCCAAGAGAGCUUCGUGCACCAACCUUGACCCUGUUAGCGAUAGCGUCGAGUUCGCUCGGCCUCAGAGCCGCGGCGGCCCGGCCGGCAACGGCAGCAAGUUUUCUCCACUCCUCGAUGCGAAAGAGGGCUCCACGUCGCCACGGUAUAGAGAUCCCGCCCUAUGCGCAGCGGAUAGCAACAAGCGCGGAGGGGAGCUUGCAGCUGAACGUGGUGGUGGCGGGUUAGGACGUGAAUCGCGAAGCCUUUCGAGGGGGGCGGCGGAAGCGAAAAGCGAGGUCGGGUGCACUCGUCUUCCGGGGACAAAGUCCACCUCACCACCGCGAGACAGAGGAGAGGGUAGCGAGGGCAGACCCCGUUUGUCGAGUGAGAGUCUUCCGGGCGCUUCCCCUUCAUCUUCCAACGGCACUUGGCGCAGGCAGCGGAGCUCGCAGAACGUGGAUGCGGCGCAUUCCACGAAACGAUCGAGUGGGGACGUUAGUCCCGCCGGGGGUGAACGCAACGGCAACCAUCGCUACGAGGGCUAUGGCGAGGAAAAGGACUUCGGAAGCGUUCCCAACAGCCCGUCCAUGGCCAGAGGCGAGGAGAGCUCCAAGAGUCCAAGAACACGCCGGAUGCGACCCCAGCGUGAUAGCGCGGUGUAG
This is a messenger RNA of Ectocarpus siliculosus, 1116 nucleotides long. NCBI's taxonomy places the organism in Eukaryota, Phaeophyceae, Ectocarpales, Ectocarpaceae. The record is from the annotation of a GenBank genome assembly.